CCUUCCUCCUGGAGAGAAACUUGGAAGCGUCUCCUACCUCUCUCUCUUUCCCUCUCGUCCCUUCUCCUGGCGAGCGACGGCCGGGCGAUACUGCUACGGGUGCCGCGCCACCCUUCGCUUGCUAAGACCGGACACCAGUUUUGGAAAAGAUGCGGAAAAUUAAGAGGGGUGGUGAUGAUCUCACAAGAAGCUCCCAUAAGAAUAGAAGAGCUUGCAAUGGUGGAGGAGAGAUAACUGAGUCAUCGAUCUCAGGUGACUUACAUUGGGACUCUAAUCAAGAUGUCUGGACUAGGCUCAGUGAUGAAAUUAAAUCAAAUUUGUCUAAAAGUGUUGCCUCACUUGCUUUGUGCAAUGGAGACACAGUGGUAUUUGCAUGCUCAGGCAUAGCUAUAGAACGCCAGGGGUAUGUUACAAGAUUUAUGACUUCAGCAAGUUUGGUUAGAGUUUUCAAUGAUACAAGAAAAGGCCAUGAUCCACGCAAAAAAAAAGAAAAAAGAAAAGGCCAUGAUAGCUUAAAGAUUGAAGUGCGCCAUGAAGGUGAUGAAGUGUAUGAGGGGUUUUUGGCAGAAUAUAGUUUAGAUAGCAACUUUGCUGUUGUCGACGUCAGGACCUUCCUUGAUGUUCAUGUUGGACUUAUCGAACAUGCGGUGGAAAUUCUGCCCCGUGGUAAGGUAGUAGCUGUAGGGCGUGGCAUCUCUGGCAAAUUAAUGGCCACAAGUGUGAUACUUACUGACGAUUUAAGUGGAUCUGAAAUUAAUGAAGAUUUUAUAUCGUCUACUUGUAAAAUCUCGGAGGCUUGGGAAGGUGGGCCACUUUUUUCUUUUGAUGGGAACUUUGUUGGCAUGAACAUUUGUUUGGUUAUGGAAAGAGCCUUUUUCCUACCAUGGGGCACAAUUCUCGAGCGUCUGGAUCAUUUUUGGACAUCCCUGCAAAAGAAGACAGGUCUUCCACAGUCAAAAAGUUUGAAGGGGGUCAGGUUUGGAGCAAGACCCAUUGAUGAGACAUCUAACUGCAAUCCAGAAGUCUAUAGAGAUGUUGUCAACAAGGAACAGUUUGAGGAUCUAGACUCCAUGGGUUACCCUAAGCUACCAAUAACCAUGUUACAUGAUGGCAUGAUUUUGGUUCAUACUUUUGAAGAGACUUUUGGCGAUAUAUGUGGUGAAGGUGUCUGGAGCGAACUCAGUAAAAAAGCUUCUUCUAACAUACGUCGCAGUGUUGUCGCAAUCGCUUCAUUCAAUGGAGAAAAAAGGUUUUUCGCAUGCACGGGUUUUUUUAUUGAAUGGAAUGGAUCUACGGCUAUUCUGACGUCAGCGAGCUUGGUUAGAAAUUCUGGUGAUGAAAACAAGAUUGAUGAAAACUUGAGGAUUGAAGUGUUGCUUCCAAACAAACAACACAGAGAAGGCACGUUACAGCAUUAUAGUCUACAUUACAAUGUUGCUCUAGUCAGUGUCAAGGAUUUCCGUGCUCUUCGUCCAGCAAAUAUUCAGCUUCAGUGGAAUAACAGUUCUAAAGUAGCAGCUGUAGGGCGUUGCUUCAAAUCAGGCGCAUUAAUGGCUGCAAGUGGGUGGCUGGUUUCCUGGUCGGGCACACUUGAUUGCAAGUUCAUUGUACGUUCCUCGUGUAAAAUCACUAAGGCUGGGAUCGGAGGACCCCUUGUUAAUUUGGACGGGGAAGUUAUUGGUAUGAACUUCUAUGAUAGGAAAGUAGGAACCCCUUUCCUGUUAUGGAAGGAGAUUCGCAACAUUCUGUCAUAUUUUGAGGAAAAAAGUAAGGCUGCUGUUGGCAAUGAUAGUGAUCCCUCUGGUGCACAUUUCUGGAAAAUGGCUGGAGAUCACAGAGUUCGGUUAAACAGGUAUUCUGAUAGGACUAUGAACUCCCAUCCGGCUUCCGCUGCAAGCUGAGAUACGGAUACAUAAAGGGAAAGAGAGUCCAAUACUUGUAGAAGCCAUCAUGCCCUCGAUACGUCUCACUAUCUCCAUGUCGUUGCCGGUGAACCUGUUUGAGUUGGCUAGCACUCUAGAAGUAACCUGUUGUGACCUGUAGUUUAGUUAUCACAACGAUCUGUUUGUUGCCUAGUCUUCUAAUAUUACAUGUGCUGUGCUUCGUUUCUUAGAGUGUCACAAUUAUCCAGUGCUUUGUUGUGUAAUGGCAUGCAUUUGCGUUGUGGUUUAAAUUAUACUAUCGUACUCAUAGUAAGACUAUACAGCUGCCUGUGAUACUGGGUUGCGUCCCUUGUUUCCGCUGCUGUCUAAUACUUUAUUGAGAAGAA
Phragmites australis (common reed) is the source of this 2269-nucleotide messenger RNA. RefSeq lists its product as uncharacterized. NCBI's taxonomy places the organism in Eukaryota, Viridiplantae, Streptophyta, Magnoliopsida, Poales, Poaceae. The transcript is spliced from 13 exons. The record is from RefSeq and is a predicted model, not a curated record. The coding region runs from base 150 to 1901 and encodes 583 amino acids.